UCGCCGACUUCACAUCCUUCACAAUGUUUUGUUUCCUGUUUGCGCCAAACAUCAAAUUUACAGCAAACAGAACUAAAGUUCAUAACGUGUGAGUGUACUUUAAUUAAAUAUGAUUUAAGAUUAAACCCGAGCUUUAAUGGACUCGAGCUCAAAACCCUCUGCGAGACGAGAAAAGGAGAGUGUGACAGCGCCCCUCAGAGGACGACCGAAGUCUGACAGCGGCUCACUGACCUCCCACACGGAGUAUCCCUCGAGACCUUCCUUCACUAACACACCCCUGACCUUCACUAACAGAGCCGUCAGAGCCUUUCCUGAGAGCAGCGGAGCAGAAAUCCUCUCCGCGCUGAAGAACCUGCAGGAGAAGAUCCGUCGUUUGGAGCUGGAGCGAUGUGACGCUCAGCAGAAGCUCCAGACCGUCUCCACACACUCGGACCACACACACACAAACCACGAUCUGCUCUCUCAGCUGUCUGCGGCCGAGACUCGAUGCUCACGCUUGGAGAAACAGUUGGAGCACAUGAGGAAGACUGUGAGAAACACUGAAUCAGACAGAAGCGCUGUGCUGCGCCGACAGGUGUCUCUGGAGCGUCUGGGUUCAGCGGAUCGGACUGAUGUUCAGCUGAAGCUGCAGAAGCUGCAGAAGCUGGAUCUUCUGGAGCAGGAGUAUCACCGGCUGACGGAGACUCAAAGCUCCACUGAGAGGAAGAUCAGACAGCUGGAGAGGAAACUACAGGAAGAGGAACAUCAGAGGAAACUGGUGCAGGACAAAGCAGCUCAGUUGCAGACGGGUCUAGAAGCCAAUCGUCUGCUCAUCCAGUCAGUGUCUCCACGUCCACACAAAUCCAGCAGAAACAACCCAAAGAAGCUCACAGCAAAGAGAAAUCCGUCACAGCCGCAUUACAGACUCAGUCUGGGAGACGUGCCGUUUGUGACCGGGACGUCGACAGGCUCGAGUCACUCCGUGCGAGCAAACGUCCAGCAUGUCCUUCAUCUCAUGAAGCAGCAUCAUCCUCAGCUGUGUAACGAGCGAGUGCUGGGACACGCCCCCUCCACCAAUCACAGCGCUCGCCAGGCCAGCAGUAGCUCCUCCUCUUCCUCUUCCUGUGGCGAGGAGCUGUCAGAGCUGCUGCUGACGCUGCAGGACGAGUUUGGACGAAUGAGCUUCGAGCAGCAGGAAUUGGCCAGACAGAUCCAGUCGUGUGGUUCGAAUCGCUUGCGGCAGGAUUUGGAGCGAGAGAUGGAGACGCUGAUGAAGAGGAUGGAGAAUAAAGGAGAACAGAUCGCUAAAGUCCGGCGACAUCAAACUCAGUGCGGUCAGCAGAGCGGCGGGCCGCUGAAGGUCAGAGACGGUGGAGACAGUCUGCGUCUGCUGAAAGACAUGCGCUCGCUGCAGACCUCACUGCGCAGCUGGGAACACUGAGAGGGUCACACGAGCACGUCCAGGUCAAAGAGUUUUUCCCGGAGGUUUGAUUCGUUUGGAAAACAUGAUGUUCGAUGGCGAGCCGAACACAAUCUGAUUCCUGGAGAUGAGGCUCGCCCAAAAAUCCUGAAACGCAUCAUAUCAGCUGUUUUAUUAGUGUUUUUCAUGUUUUAUUACAUGAAGGGUUUAUUAUGUGUCGAGAAUAAAGGACAAAUGGUUGUUUCUACCUCAGAUAUUACCCAGAAUUCUUGUGCAGCUCACUUUACAGUAAGAUCUCGUUUCUUUACAUUAUUAAAUGCAUCAACUUGCAAUCUGUAAAUAUAUUUUUACAGCAUCUAUAAAUGUUAUUUAAUUUUUUCUUAUUUUGGUUUUCAGUGGAUUAAUAUUAAGAGACGUACCUUUUUAUCAAUUAUUUUAUUUUUGUAAUUUUAAAAUUUUUUUAUUUUUAGUUUAUUUUUAUUUUAUUUAUUUUCAUAUUAACUAAUGACGUUAACUAAUGUUAGCAAAUGGAACCUUACUGUAAAGUGUUACUUUUUUAAACAAAUCUGUUCAACAUUCCAAAGAUUCCAUCAUUUUUAGUUUUUAGUUUUUCUUUGGUAAAAUGAUUCGGUCUGUGUUAUAAUGUUUACAUAUUUCUGUCAGCAGUUAUUCUGUUUGUUUCCGUGAUAGAGUGCAAUGUGAGUGGUUUAAUGAAUAUAAUGCAUAAAAAAUACCUAUGAUGGAUUUUAUUUGAAUAGAGCAGUGAUUUAUUAAAGCUGCAGUUGAUUUUAGUGUGUGAUACGCUCAGACUCUUGCUUUGUGUGAGAAUGACUUUAAAUAUGCUUGAAAUAUUUAUUUUUACAGCACUGAAUAAAAACCUAAUUAAUGA
Carassius gibelio (silver crucian carp) is the source of this 2288-nucleotide messenger RNA. Its product is annotated as centrosomal protein of 57 kDa. The record is from RefSeq and is a predicted model, not a curated record. Gene Ontology annotation, cellular component: centrosome. The coding region runs from base 137 to 1420 and encodes 427 amino acids. The transcript is spliced from 11 exons. Gene Ontology annotation, molecular function: gamma-tubulin binding; microtubule binding; identical protein binding. NCBI's taxonomy places the organism in Eukaryota, Metazoa, Chordata, Actinopteri, Cypriniformes, Cyprinidae.